Paramecium tetraurelia is the source of this 2769-nucleotide messenger RNA. RefSeq lists its product as uncharacterized. Gene Ontology annotation, biological process: potassium ion transmembrane transport; regulation of membrane potential. Gene Ontology annotation, molecular function: voltage-gated potassium channel activity. The record is from RefSeq and is a predicted model, not a curated record. Lineage: Eukaryota; Ciliophora; Oligohymenophorea; Peniculida; Parameciidae. The transcript is spliced from 7 exons.
AUGAAUUCAGAAUUGGGAUCCAUCUCAGAACGUGCUCCUUUAAAAACUUAGCCGACUCUUCCAAAAUAAUAGCUAAGGCCAGCAUUCUUAAAGACGGUUAAUUUGAAAACUAUACACACUAAUAGAAUGAACUCAUUUCAAAAUAAAAUCUGGAGAGAUAGAGCACUUUUAGUACUAAUCUAAGUACUUCGCUUUAUAUCGCUUAUUACUCGCAGUCCCUUUGCAUCAAAAUUCUCUUUAUUAGAUAGAAAUAUGUUUAGAAUUAUUGGGGAUAAAGCAGCUGAUUUUAAUUAUUACCUACUCCAUGAUUAUUUUAAAUAUAUGAAACCCGAAUAAUCCUCUCGCGUCAAAUAUUUCUUACAAUAGCACCUUUAUAAGAUUUGUUACAUGAAAGGAGUCAUGGAUUAUAUGACCAAUUUAAGGCUCAUCUUUGAACCAGAGUCCAUUUUACUACUGUUAUGGAAUAUUCUGUAACUCAUAACCAUCAAUUUAAACAUACUGUAUAUAACUGUUAAAUUUUCUUUUGAUUUUGAAAACUAUCCACCUGAAAGUUAUCAAUUUUGUGAAAUUUUUCUAUUCAAAGUCCCCUUUUUUUUAUAUUUGAUAGAUAUCCUUAUUUAACUUAACACAUGCUACUACGAAGCAGGCUAUCUAGUUAAGGAUAGAAAUAAGAUUUGGUACAACUUUUACAAAAAUAAUUUUUUUAAUAAUUUAUUUAUAUUAGUGCCUACCUCCAUUUACUUUUUAGCCUUAUAAGAUUCCCCACUUUAUUUAUUUAUGCUUCUGAAGGCUAUAUCAAUUCCAACAAUAACAGAAGCCAUCAUAGACAGAGUAGAGCUUACAACCAAUUACUGGAUCAUCUAUGACCUAAUCCGUUUGAUUUACGUGAUACUUUACGAAUCGCAUAUCUGUUGUUGUGGAUUAUUCUAUGUAGGACUUUUGAACAAGGAAGCAUCUUGGUUAUUGCAAAAUGACCUAAUCAAUGAAACUUGGAUUAUAAAAUAUCUCAGUACAUUUUAUUGGAGCAUAAUCACUAUGACUACAAUAGGCUAUGGUGAUAUUACACCUUAGAAUUUAUUUGAAAAGUCGUUUUUAAUAUUUGUUGCUAUUUUUUCAUGUUGUACAUUUGGUUAUUCAAUUAAUUGUAUUGGCUAAAUCAUAGGGUAAUUGCAAUCGAAGAAUCACUAAAUUCGAGUUGAUUUGAAUGAUUUAAAAUAGUAUCUUAGAGUUAGGGGGUACAAUAGUAAAUUGUAGAUUAAGAUUCUUAGAUUUUUUGAAUAUUUAUGGAAGGAUUAAAAGAAUGAAAAUCAACUAGAUCUAGUUAAAUUCAACUAACAAUUGCCAUCUCAUUUGCAUAGUGUAAGAUAAAUAAUAUUAUAGGAAAUGAUGAUAGACCUUAACAUGAAAAGUAUAUCAAAGAUUCCUUUUUUCAAAGAGAAUUUUAAUGAGGAUUUCAUAUCAGCUUUGGCAUCUAAGUUUACAGAAGAAAAGUUGGUUCCCUUCAAUACAAUAUUUUCAAAGAAUGAUCCUAGCAAUUUUUUAUACAUCUUAUGUGAUGGGGAAAUUGAAUAUUUUGUAGAAAUUCCAGAGGGUUCUGCUACUAUUUUAAGUAUACAGACAAUAACUGGGUAGGACGAAAUAUUUGGUUAGCAAGAGUUUCUCUUGGAUCAGAAUUAUGAAAUAAGUUGUAGGUCAACUACAUCAUCGAGAAUAUUGAAAAUAUCCAAAAUGGACUUCAAUAUAAUAGCUAAGAAAUUUGGAUAUGAAAAAUAUUGUUAAUUGAAAGAUUUAGUCAAAUUCUCUGGUCGAUUUGAUGAAUUUCAAAUGCAUUGUGUUGGAUGUAAUAAAUCUACACAUAUGCUCUAUUAAUGUCCAAUGCUAACUGGCUUUCCUAAUAAAACCAAAAUAAUCAUUCAAUAUCGUAAGAAUCAAUUGUAAGAAAGGAAGUUCCACACAAGAAAUAACUUAAAAAGAAGAUUGUCAUCACUCAUUUUUGAGGCAUAGAUAUCGGACACUGUGCUUUACUAUCUAUUGAAAGACCCAAAACUAUCCUUAUAGAUCAGUUCAUAAUAUUACAUUCAAACCUUAAAACAGCAGUAGAUGUAAAAAGAGUUAUAAAAUAAUAACUCUAAUUUGCAUAAGCUGCCUAAAGAUGAGGUGAGGUAAACAGGAAGAAAGCAAUCAGUUUUGAAUAUUAAAGGCAGAAAGCAAUCCCAAUAUAUUAAAAGAUUGCCUGAUUUCCUUAAUGGUCAAUUAAAAUGGGAGUAGACAAUGUUUCUAAGAAUGUGCUCUGCAUAACAAUCGGAGACUCCCAGUCCUGAAAGAAAACAAAAUACGAAGAUGAAAACUCAGGAUGAAAUCAAUAUAUUUGAAUAGCAUAGGAUCUCUGCAGAUAUUGCUAAGACUUUGUCUUUCAAAUCCAUGAAUUAAUCAUCUUAGGAUUAGGAAUAACUAAAUUCGGAUACUGAUAGUGUUAAGGAAAAUUCUGAAUUGUCAUAGUAGAAUUCUUCGCUCUCAUAGACGAGCAGUGAAUCUCCUUCAAAAAACUAGAAGGAUGUCAGUCCUGGGAUUGAUCAAAUCACUCAGAUUUAUAUGGAAAUUCGACAAAUUCCAGGAUUUUAUUAAAAUUAUAUGACACAUAUGAAUUCUUCUAAGAUUCUGGAACAACUCAAUCAAUUCAAAGAGACACAGAAUUUUACUGAUUUUAUGAAUGUUAACUUUGUGAGAAAGCGUAGAUCGAAGCGUAGUAAAUUGGUAAUAAAAAUUUGA